CCCGAGCCGCAGAGCCACCCCGGGGCCGCCCUCUGCUGCCAGCCGCUGCCGUACCCCGCGGAGCCGGCGGCGCCGACAGCCCGCGCGCCCGCCCGAGUGCCAGCAGAGCGGCGGGACCCCGCGAGCCGGAGCCGGGCCGGCACCGGAGGCGGCCGCAGAGCCGGGAGCACGCGCAGCCAGACCCCAGCCGGAGGCGGACGGCGAGCCGGCCAUGUCGGUGGUGGGCUUGGACGUGGGCUCGCAGAGCUGCUACAUCGCGGUGGCGCGGGCCGGGGGCAUUGAGACCAUCGCCAACGAGUUCAGCGACCGCUGCACCCCAUCAGUAAUCUCAUUUGGAUCAAAAAACCGAACAAUUGGAGUGGCAGCCAAAAACCAGCAAGUCACUCAUGCAAACAAUACGGUGUCUAACUUUAAGAGAUUUCAUGGCCGAACAUUCAGUGACCCUUUCAUUCAAAAGGAAAAGGAAAACUUAAGUUAUGAUUUGGUUCCAAUGAAAAACGGAGGAGUUGGAAUAAAGGUGAUGUACUUGGAUGAAGAACAUCUUUUUAGUGUGGAGCAGAUAACUGCCAUGUUGUUGACUAAGUUAAAGGAAACUGCUGAGAACAAUCUCAAGAAGCCAGUAACAGAUUGUGUCAUUUCUGUCCCCUCCUUCUUCACAGAUGCUGAGAGGCGAUCUGUAUUAGAUGCUGCUCAGAUUGUUGGCCUAAAUUGUCUCAGACUUAUGAAUGACAUGACAGCUGUUGCAUUGAAUUAUGGGAUUUAUAAGCAGGAUCUUCCAAGUCCAAAUGAGAAGCCUCGGGUAGUGGUCUUCGUGGAUAUGGGACACUCAGCUUUUCAAGUGUCUGCAUGUGCUUUUAACAAGGGAAAACUGAAGGUUCUGGGAACAGCUUUUGAUCCAUUUUUAGGAGGAAAGAACUUCGACGAAAAGCUAGUGGAACAUUUUUGUGCAGAGUUUAAAACCAAGUACAAGUUGGAUGCAAAAUCUAAAAUCCGAGCACUCCUUCGUCUGUAUCAGGAGUGUGAAAAGUUGAAAAAGCUAAUGAGUUCUAAUAGCACGGACCUGCCACUGAACAUAGAAUGUUUUAUGAAUGAUAAGGAUGUUUCUGGAAAGAUGAACAGGUCACAAUUUGAAGAACUCUGUGCUGAACUCCUGCAAAAAAUAGAAGCACCCCUUUAUUCAUUGAUGGAACAAACUCAGCUCCAAGUUGAAGAUGUGAGUGCUGUUGAAAUAGUUGGAGGUGCAACCCGAAUUCCAGCUGUGAAAGAAAAAAUUGCCAAGUUCUUUGGAAAAGAUGUUAGCACCACACUCAAUGCUGAUGAAGCAGUAGCGAGAGGAUGUGCACUUCAGUGUGCAAUUCUUUCUCCGGCAUUCAAAGUUAGAGAAUUUUCUGUCACGGAUGCAGUUCCUUUUCCAAUAUCUCUGGUCUGGAACCAUGAUUCAGAAGACACAGAAGGUUGUCAUGAAGUAUUCAGUCGAAACCAUGCUGCUCCUUUCUCCAAAGUUCUCACCUUCUUUAGAAGGGGGCCAUUUGAGCUUGAAGCUUUCUAUUCUGAUCCUCAAGGAGUUCCAUAUCCAGAAGCAAAAAUAGGCCGCUUCAUAGUGCAGAAUGUUUCUGCACAAAAAGAUGGAGAAAAGUCUAAAGUCAAAGUCAAAGUGCGAGUCAACACCCAUGGCAUUUUCACCAUCUCCACAGCAUCCAUGGUGGAGAAAGUCCCAGCGGAGGACAGUGAAGUGUCUUCUGUUGAUGCAGAUAUGGAGGGUUCAAAUCAGAGGCCACCAGAAAACCCAGACACUGAUAAAAAUAUCCAGCAAGACAACAGUGAAGCUGGAACUCAGCCCCAGGUACAAACUGAUGGUCAACAAACCUCACAGUCUCCCCCUUCAUCUGAACUUCCCUCAGAAGAAAACAAAAUCCCAGAUGCUGACAAAGCAAAUGAAAAGAAAGUUGACCAGCCUCCAGAAGCUAAAAAACCCAAAAUAAAGGUGGUGAAUGUUGAGUUACCCAUUGAAGCCAACUUGGUCUGGCAGUUAGGGAAAGACCUGCUUAACAUGUACAUUGAGACAGAGGGGAAGAUGAUAAUGCAGGAUAAAUUGGAAAAAGAGAGAAAUGAUGCUAAAAACGCAGUGGAGGAAUAUGUGUAUGAGUUCAGGGACAAGCUGUGUGGACCAUAUGAAAAAUUUAUAUGUGAGCAGGAACACCAGAACUUCUUGAAGCUCCUCACAGAGACUGAAGACUGGCUCUAUGAAGAAGGAGAGGACCAGGCUAAACAGGCAUAUGUUGACAAAUUGGAAGAGUUAAUGAAAAUUGGCACUCCUGUUAAAGUCCGAUUUCAAGAAGCUGAGGAACGGCCCAAAAUGUUGGAAGAACUGGGACAGAGGCUGCAGCACUAUGCCAAGAUAGCAGCUGACUUCAGAAGCAAGGAUGAGAAAUACAACCAUAUUGAUGAAUCUGAAAUGAAAAAGGUUGAAAAGUCUGUCAAUGAAGUGAUGGAGUGGAUGAAUAAUGUCAUGAAUGCUCAGGCUAAAAAGAGUCUUGAUCAGGAUCCAGUUGUACGUAUUCAUGAAAUAAAAGCAAAAAUCAAGGAAUUGAACAAUACUUGUGAACCUGUUGUCACACAACCCAAACCAAAAAUCGAAUCACCUAAAUUGGAAAGAACUCCAAAUGGCCCAAAUGUGGACAAAAAGGAUGACGAUUUAGAAGGCAAAAAUAAUUUUGGUGCUGAACCUCCACACCAGAAUGGCGAAUGUUACCCCAAUGAGAAGAGCUCUGUUAAUAUGGACUUGGACUAGAAGACAUUAAGUUGGCUUACUCCUUCAAUCAAUGAAAUAUUUUUGCCAUAGUAUGUGAUUCUACAUAACAGACUGAGACUAUUUAUAUUUUCUUUUUUAAGGAUGUCUAGAAAUUUUGUGUACUAUAUGGAAACUGAACAAAGCUUAAGUCUGUAGUCUUUGUGAUAAAAAGGGAAGAUUGCCUUGGUAACUUUCAGAUUCCUGUGGAAUUGUGAAUCCAUACUGAGCUUCUGUGCAGUAUCACCAUUUGCAUCACUGAGGAUGAAUUAAUUCACUUUUGUUUUUGGAAACAAACUAUACUGCUUGUUCAAGAAGGUUAUGGUUAAAAUCCUUUAAACAUUUGUUCUUGCCAAGGUAGUUUUCUUGCAUUUUGCUCUCCAUUUCAGCAUGUAUGUGGGUGAGGAUGUUUAUCAACAAUGCUAAGUCUGGUUUCAAAAGGGCUUUCAAAAAUUAAUUCUGUCCAAUAGAAUGAUUUUGCUUUCAUAUUAAAAUUUCAGUGAGUGAAACAGCUAGUGAAAUUGUUAGCAUGCAGACAAAACUAAAAUUAUCUCAUUAUACCAUAUGCACAUUUGUCAUGUAAAGAUGUGACAUGGAAUAAACGGUGAUCCUGUUGUAACUGAUUGUGUGAACUUCAUGAGCUUUAAAAUAAAGUUCAUCCUAUGGUGUCAUUUCUAAA
Dipodomys ordii (Ord's kangaroo rat) is the source of this 3467-nucleotide messenger RNA. It is a transcript of the gene Hsph1, whose product is annotated as heat shock 105kDa/110kDa protein 1. Gene Ontology annotation, molecular function: ATP-dependent protein folding chaperone; ATP binding. Gene Ontology annotation, biological process: protein folding. The record is from RefSeq and is a predicted model, not a curated record. Bases 212 to 2791 code for a protein of 859 amino acids. The transcript has 18 exons. Gene Ontology annotation, cellular component: nucleus; cytosol. Lineage: Eukaryota; Metazoa; Chordata; Mammalia; Rodentia; Heteromyidae.